GGCUCCAAUUCCAGCAUCUGGUCUCAGGCUCCAGUGGUGACGUCAUCCUCAUCGUCCACAGAUUUAUCUCCAGAUUCAUCAAGUGACCUACCUAUGUUACCUAAACGACUUCUCUCACCAAGCAGACUUGGCUUUCUUUCCUUUGAUUCUCAGUCAUCAUCCAAAGGUCAGAAGCUCAUAACUGAUGCAUGCCUGAAGUUAAGCAUCUGCUAAUGAGUUAUAAUGGUUUUUUAAAUUUGAUACAAUGACAAAUUACAUGCUGUUUAUAUCAUUUGUGGGGGGGGUGGGGUUCUAUUUUAUUUUUUGUGAAACUUAAUGUAAAAUUUGAAAUUAAUUAAAUAAUUAUUGUUAUAACCCACAUAAAUGUACCAAACCGUAGCUUAAAUUAUUAAAUUAGGGGCCAUCCAUAUUUUAUGUAGCCACUGGGGGGGAGGGGUGUUGAUCUUGGAUAUUUUGCGUAUAAGAGCGAAAAAGGGUUGGGGGGGGGGUGUCUCUGCAGAAAGUGUUUACAUUUUUAAAAAACUUUUUCAAUAAUAAUCAUGAAAUUUUCUUGGUCCAAAAAUAUAAUAAUUAUAUCUUAGCUUAAAUUAUUAAAUUAGGGGCCAUCCAUAUUUUAUGUAGCCACUGGGGGGGAGGGGUGUUGAUCUUGGAUAUUUUGCGUAUAAGAGCGAAAAAGGGUUGGGGGGGGGGGGUCUCUGCAGAAAGUGUAUACAUUUAUAAAAAAAUUCUUCACUAAUAACCAUGAAAUUUUCUUGGUCCAAAAGUAGCAUAAUUAUAUCUCGAAUGCUCUAGAAAUAUCAGCAAUUUUUUUUAGGAAUUAUCGUCAUAAUUUUGUCUUGUGUUUUCACAAAUGAACUUGCUAGAUAUUACCCAGAUAGUACUCAGUAGUAGAGGUAUUAAAGUAAUAUUUAGUCCACCGUAUGUUCAAAGUGCAGGUGACGUAUAUUUUGUUGGGCUGCCAUUUUUAUAUUCUCAGCGCAUAUUCCAAAUAUAGGUUUUCACCAGACGCUCUUUGUAAGUGCACCUUGAAAUCGCGAAUGCUUAUCUAAAAUAACAUAAAGGAUGGGUAAAAAUAAAUGAAACAUGUAUGUAGGUCACUGUCACCUAGUAAUUGCAAACAGAAGUUACUCAAGUGGGUCAGAUCAGAGCUAGGAUAAGUUUCCUGUUAUUGGAGAUUUAUUAUAAGGUAGCAUUUUAUUUAAUAUCUUUACACCAAAGGUCUACACCUAUCUCUUCCAAGAUCCUUCUCAGAUACCUUAUUCACCCAUAAUCCAUGGUUCAUUGUUUCACUGUUUGUAAUUAUAAUUUCCUACCUCCACAGAUAGUAACUCACGCAGUCCUUCCCCAUGGUCUCCCAUCAGCUUAAAUAAAAGUGCUUCCAACUCAGCUGACCCCCUUGGUACAUGGACACACCACCAGCAGUCAGAAUCAGAAGUGACAAGGCCACAUCCAUGUGUUUUAACAAGUCAGCAUGGUUACCUCAGUCCCAAUUACUCUGGAUCUUACACAAAGUUUCCCCAAGUUCCUGUUACAACAGAAUCCAUCUCCUCUGAUUAUCUUCAAGGACCCUGUGAUUCUCAAACGUGUGAAAGUCCUAUAAAAAACGCAAGCCCAGGGAUAUGGCAAGCCAUGGGGAACAAUGUGACCAAUGGCCUUGGGAAUCAGAAUUCGCUGGAGAACCUAAAUUUAAAUCCUAAACCUAAAGCUUUGCGAAGGUCACAUCGUA
Molecule: messenger RNA, 1726 nt
Organism: Lymnaea stagnalis (great pond snail)
Lineage: Eukaryota; Metazoa; Mollusca; Gastropoda; Lymnaeidae
Source: the annotation of a GenBank genome assembly